Molecule: messenger RNA, 2812 nt
Organism: Xiphophorus couchianus (Monterrey platyfish)
Lineage: Eukaryota; Metazoa; Chordata; Actinopteri; Cyprinodontiformes; Poeciliidae
Gene: insyn2a
Product: inhibitory synaptic factor 2A
Exons: 5
Coding region: 554-2074 (506 amino acids)
Biological process (GO): inhibitory postsynaptic potential
Cellular component (GO): postsynaptic density
Source: RefSeq, a predicted model, not a curated record
CCCACCUUCAUGCACACCCCGACACACGCAAACAGGAAAAGAAGAGAAAGCCAGACAGAGGAACUGCGACGGCAUGAUGGGGAAAUUCUGCCUGCGUGGGCUCCGCCACUGAGGUGUCCAGAGUUCAGCUACAGCGCGCUUCUACGUGUGAGUGUGUGUGAGUGUGGGGGUGCGUGAGCGUGUGUGAGCGUGCAUGAGUGUGCAUGCAUUCAGAUGUGAGUGAGUGAAAGCAAUCGGCACGGUGCAAAGGGGCAGAGGAGUGUUGACUCAGUCCGGACGCCACAGGAUCAGAGGACGCGGAUGUGCGACAAGUACUCCCAACAGCUGCUGCCUCUGCCGCUGCUCCGCAUGCCUCCGCGUCCUCUCAACUUCUGCCAUGGAAAAGCCUCCUCUUCCAGCUCGCCUCUAAUCCGCUGAGGGAAACGGGCAUGCAGGGGCACAAGCGGGGAUCUAGGCUAUCGCAUCUUUUACGUCAGCAUCGCUCAGUCUGAGUGACACUACUGGCCAACUGGCUCCACAAACAAGGGCCGUCGAUAUUUCAUGGAGGUGGGACAUGCUGCAGAUGACGUCACCUGGCGACAGUCUGCCUAAAAGAAACAUGGUGAGCAAAGAGGGUGGCAAAUGCAUGCUCACCAACUCAGAGUCCGACUCAGAGGCACCGCCUUUGCCCUCCACUUCCCUGGCACUGGAGUAUUCCCUGGAAGCCAGUCGACAGGUGAGGAAGAGAAACAAAGCCCUGCAAGUGCGCUUCAAGGACAUCUGCGAGGCACAGAACGAGCAAAGGGAGGCGGAGCUGCAGGCGGCUGGGAAAGGCGGCAAGCCAAUGUCGUACAAAGUGGCGUACCGCAAGUACAUGACCGUUCCUGCCCGCAGGUCCAUUCCAAACGUCACGAGGAGCACCGGUGUCCAGACGUCCCCAGACCUAAAGAAACGUUACCAGACCUUUCCCUUUGAGCGCAAAAAAGGCCACACAUUUAAACACGUGGCAGCAGUGGAAACGUAUAAAGGUCACAAUAACGGCUUUGUCAUGGAGGCGAAGCAAUCCAAAGCGGCUGAGCAGGGUUUAGACGAGGAGGAGGGAGCGAGCAGUGGGAGAGGAGUCCUGAGGACCAGGGCUCUGCUCCAUACUAAUGAGUGCAUUGCCACAGUGGAGCAGCACAGUGCACCUGAUGGCCUGUGCUCUGAUGCUCUGCUGCUCAGUUGCACUGCAGACACAGACUGCCUUGUGGGUACGCCGAGAGGAAGCGGAGCUGGAACACAAGGAGAGUACCAGCUUUGCAGCGUUCCGUCCAAAGCCGGAACUGGAUUACAACACAGGGAGCCUGACGUAGACCGCCUGGCCAAGAGGCAGCUGCUCAAUUUGGAGGAAGGCUCGUCCCGAACUCUCCCGGACAGAACCUCCAAGGUUACGGGCCCCAUUGCCUGGAACUCUCUCACACAGGUGGAGUGCCUGGACAGUCCGUCUGUGCAGAGCAAGAGGAAGAAAGGCCUGCAGCUGAACGGACUGUCUAGUGAGACUCUACCACAAACCAGCAGGGGCUGUACAACGCAGGCACAGUGCAGUACAGGGCAGCUUUCGGCCCGGCCUUUGCGGGGCAUGGAUGAGCCUCCGUCAGGCUGCAUGGGCAGUCAGGCUGAUGGAGCUUCCUCCGACCAAACACAAGAAGCCUGCAAGCAAAUAGUGCCUGUAAAUCAGGAUGGGGACGUAAAAGCACAGCUUCAAGCCAUGGAAAACCUCAUCAGUUCCAGUCAGGAGACCAUCAAAGUGCUGCUGGGCGUCAUCCAGGAACUGGAAAAGGGAGAGGCCCACAGAGAAGGACUCUCCUAUCGAACUGGACAGGACACAGCCAACUGUGACACAUGCCGGAACAGCGCAUGCAUUAUUUACAGUGUGGAACUGGACUUCAAGCUGCAGGAGGACAAGCUACAGCCACUGAUGAAAAGGCUUUGCCCUCCAACGGACUCCCACUUCCCUCCCCUGCCUUACCCCCAGGAGGCCUUCACCUCCACUCCAAAACGCAAGUCCAAAGCUGAAUCCAAGAAGCAUGCCCGCUGGAAACUUUGGUUCCUGUGAGAGCUGCACGACCGUCUCCGAACCCUAAAACUGACAAAGGAUUUAAGCAAGGAUCUAAAUUUCUUCACAUUCUUUGGUUUUUACAACCUGAAGGAUUUUAUAGACCUGUUGGGCACUUUUAUUGAAGACCUCUGGAUAUACCUAAAUGGCAGUAGAAGUGAUAGAAGCGUGGACUGCAUGGAUAAUUAACACAGUCAUGCCCAACAAAAAUGGAAUAAGUCAUAACUUUGCCUAAUUUCCUGAAACAACAACAGGGAAACAUAUUCAAAGAUCAGCAAGAUGAGGAGACGAGCUUACUUGCCGCUGUUUCCUGGCUUCUAUUUUUUAUUACUGAUGUAGACCUGUUCCCGUUUCAUGUUGACGGAGAGAUGUCCGCCAUAUUUCUAUUCAGCUGUUGGGAUUUUCUCUUCCCUCUGAGUCUCCAGGAGAGGCUGAUCACUCAAUGCUGAAGCACCAAGGCCUACAUAAACAGCAUAUCAUUGUACUGCAAAGCACAAUUAAUACUUUUCAGGAUUCCGUAUCUCCAGAAGUAACAGGAGAGAAUAAUUUUUGAUCAUCUUGUACCAACAAUACAUGAUGGACUGAGUAUUUUCAUUAGCAAAAGACCUAAAGGAGAAACGCUGGAGAGGUUUGUUUGGACUUCUGUGGUAAACCUUCUUUUCAUUGAUAAAAUGUGUCAAAAGAACAUAUGACUUUGGAGAAAAUAAUGAAUAAAUACCACUUAUUUUCUUAAUAACA